This is a messenger RNA of Xenia sp. Carnegie-2017, 891 nucleotides long. RefSeq names its product triosephosphate isomerase-like. Gene Ontology annotation, molecular function: triose-phosphate isomerase activity. Gene Ontology annotation, cellular component: cytosol. The coding region runs from base 97 to 849 and encodes 250 amino acids. NCBI's taxonomy places the organism in Eukaryota, Metazoa, Cnidaria, Anthozoa, Malacalcyonacea, Xeniidae. Gene Ontology annotation, biological process: gluconeogenesis; glycerol catabolic process; glycolytic process. The record is from RefSeq and is a predicted model, not a curated record. The transcript is spliced from 6 exons.
AUUUUGGUAGAUGGAAACUAAUUAAAAAGAACGUGAGACUAUUCAUGUUCAAACAAUUUGUGUUUAUUAAGUUAAAGACAGCUUUUAAAAGACAUUAUGGCUUCUUCGAGGAAAUUUUUCGUAGGUGGAAACUGGAAAAUGAAUGGAAACAGUGAAAGCAUUGCUGAAAUCGUUAAAAAUUUGAACAAAGCAGAAAAAGACUUUACGCGAACAGAAGUGGUAGUUGCUCCACCAGCCAUUUAUCUUAAACAGGUUGUGCAAGAUCUUAAUGGAAAAGUUGCAGUGUCAGCACAAAAUUGUUACAAAGUUAGCAAAGGUGCAUUUACUGGCGAAAUAAGUGCAGAAAUGAUCAAGGAUGUUGGUGCUAAAUGGGUUAUUCUCGGACAUUCAGAAAGGAGACAUGUGUUUGGAGAAAAAGAUGAGCUUAUUGGUGAAAAAGUUGGUCAUUCUUUGUCGGCUGGGAUUGGAGUGAUUGCGUGCGUGGGCGAACUGUUAAGUGAGAGGGAAAAUGGAACUACAAAUGAUGUUGUCUGUAGACAAAUCAAAGUCAUUUCUGAAAAUGUAGCAGAUUGGUCAAAAGUUGUUAUAGCUUAUGAGCCUGUAUGGGCUAUUGGCACUGGUAAAACUGCCACGCCAGAACAAGCUCAAGAAGUUCAUCAAAUGAUCAGAGGAUUCUUUAAAGAGAAUGUGUCAUCUGAGGUUGCAUUGUCUGUUAGAAUUAUUUAUGGAGGCUCGGUGAAUGCAAAGAACUGCUGUGAAUUGGCUGCAAAACCCGAUGUUGAUGGAUUUUUGGUUGGUGGAGCAUCCUUGAAACCUGAGUUCAUAUCGAUUAUUAACUCCCGAAAUUAAUAUCUUUAGCUUAAAGCCUUAAAUAAAGUUUCUCUAUUGAAA